AUGCUCCGACGACAGAACUUCCAGCGCUUCCAGAGCCUUGCUCUAUCACAGACAUCACGGACCUUGUCGCAGACACCUCGAUACGUCCAUCAGAGCGCGAGCGCACGCCAAGAUGUUUCUGCCUCAUCCGUAUCUACCGCACAACUCCUCUCUACUCAGCCAGAGUCAAAAGUAGCCCGGUCCAAGGCUGUUCUAGGCCGACUACCAACAUCGACCGUUCUGCGCUCCUACCUCAUCACUGCCAUGUCCUCACAGCCCAUGCUACUCAAUGCAUGCUUUGGUAUCCUACGGCGCAUGCUAGACUCCAAGUCUUUUCUCAUGAGCAUCGAGCGCAACCCUGUCCUGUCCAACUUGCUCAAGAAGACCUUUUAUGCUCAAUUCUGCGUUGGCGAGCACAAGGAUGAGGUAGUCAAGAACACCGACUUUGCGAGGACUCUGGGCUAUGGUGGAAUCCUUUUCGAGUAUGCACUCGAGGUACUGGGUGGACAGGUGCCGACUGCCGAGGAGACCAAGAUGGAGAUCGAGGUGUGGAGGAAGGGUAUGCUCCAAAGUGUCGACAUGGCAAAGGAGGGUGACUUUGUCGGUCUAAAAUGGUCCGGUCUUGGUCGCCACGCCCUGAACCUCCUUCAAAAUCAGCAAGACGCCACCCCCGAGAUGUGGGAUGCCAUCACCGCCGCCUGUGAUGCCGCCGCCGCCAAGGGUGUCAGUCUCCUCCCCGGUGCUGAAGAAGAAGCUACAAAUCUCGGUCUUGAGAAGUGGACUCUUGCUUUGCAGAAGAAGUACAACAAGCCCGAAAAUGGCCGCGCUGUCCUCUACAUUACCUACCAAUGCUACCUACGCGACAUUUCCAAGCGCAUGGCCCAGCACCUCGAGAAGGCCUCCAAGGAAGGUUACAUCGCCGGUGUCAAGCUUGUGCGCGGCGCAUACCUAACCUCUGAGCCCAAGCACCUCACCUUCGACACCAAAGCCGGCACCGACGCAAACUACGACGCCUGCGCCGACGCCGUUGUCCGCCAGCAAUGGACUGACAAGGUACCUGCCCCAACUCCCGGCACACCCUUCCCCGCCGUAAACAUUGUCCUCGCCACCCACAACCUGGCCUCCGUGCAAGCCGCCCAGAAGAUCCGCGCUGAGCAGAUGCUUUUUACACCCCCAGAGAAGCUACCCCGCCUCACAUACGCCCAGCUCCAGGGCAUGGCCGAUGAGAUCUCGCAGGCGCUCGUGCAGGAUGAAACCAUGAAGGCAGACACCCAGGCCAAGGUCAUCAAGUGCAUGACUUGGGGUACUACAACUGAGUGCUUGAAUUUCUUGCUUCGCCGAGCAAGCGAGAACAAGGAGGCGGCGCUGCGAACAGAAGACACCAGGAGGGCCAUGGGCAAGGAGCUCUGGAGGAGGCUGAGGGGUGUGUUCGGUUUGGCUUAAGAUAAUCCCUUUCACUUGUGUCUUUUGUUUUCAUGAAGCGAAGCAUUCAGCAUGGCGUUUGGGAUUGGUUAAGGAAACCAGUUGUGAAAGGAAAACCAACUGGAUAUUUGCUUGUCUUCUUUACAGACCUCUCGUGAUAGAUGGUCAUUCUCAUUGUUGCAUAGAGCAACUACAAUAGUCUACAGAUUUUUUCAAUGUUAGAAAGUGUCUCAGAAACU
Molecule: messenger RNA, 1640 nt
Organism: Pyrenophora tritici-repentis Pt-1C-BFP
Lineage: Eukaryota; Fungi; Ascomycota; Dothideomycetes; Pleosporales; Pleosporaceae
Product: PutA, Proline dehydrogenase
Cellular component (GO): mitochondrion
Molecular function (GO): FAD binding; proline dehydrogenase activity
Source: RefSeq, a predicted model, not a curated record